AUGGAAACUAGGCUGGAUUGUGCUAUAAAAGCCAGUAAUGAACUCGUAACAACUCUACAUCGUGAUGGCUUGGACAACGGAUGCAUCACAACGUUUAAUGACUCUUUGGCCAUUAGGCAGAACUUUACUUCCGACGAAAAUAGGCUUCAUCGUUCCCUCAACUCUUUAAGAAACGCGGCAGCUGGUGAAACUCGUCUUUAUGACAGCAUAUACGAUGUCGUCGUGGGAAUUUUCCGUCGGAGGGCUGACCGCACUCGUCCUUGGAUUCUAGUCGUCGUGACUGAUGGUGACGAUAACUGUAGUACACGAAGUGCUAGGCAAUGUGCCGAAGAAGUUUAUCGUUUAUAUACAAGAGAAGAAAGUAACUUUUUGUUUGUUGUCGGGGUGGGAGACGGUGUAAAUUCAACUAGGUUGCAACAGAUGGCCGACGUUGGUAGAUUUGACUACAUACAUGUCAAAGAUUUCCUUCUUCUCGAAGUAGCUUUAAUAACUCUUGCUCACAAAGUAACCACUUCCCUCUCGCUUUCCGUCAACGCACUUUCUGUCGGCAACGUUUCCGCAUCAUGGGCUGAAAUUCAAGAACACAGAAGACUCAGCAACGUUGCUAUUGAUUACGCUUUGCUGAUAGACAUGUCGACAUCCAUGAACGAAAUAUCGAGCAGAGCACAAUGUUUUGAGGGACAUGAGUUGAGAAAGUAUAGGUUGGGACAAUGGAUGUGUGACGUGUGCGGAAAGAACGGUCCGACAACGAUGUCUGACUAUCAUUGCGCCAAAUGCGAUUUUAAUGCAUGCCAUAGCCAUUGCGUGUCAGGCCGCCCGUGUAAACCAACCAGCACCUGUCCAAAUGAUCAUCCAAUGCGAUACACAAAUAAAAAAGAUCCAUGGAGAUGUGAUGAAGACAAACAAUUGUAUACAGGGAAACGGCUUCGAUGUGAACGGUGUGAUUAUGAUAUAUGUCCAAAUUGUCUAAUAGAGGCGGAGAGAGCAGAGAGAGCACUUACUUAUCUCAUGGCUGGUUUACUUUUGCGAGAAUAG
Messenger RNA from Paraglomus occultum, 1035 nucleotides. The record is from the annotation of a GenBank genome assembly. Lineage: Eukaryota; Fungi; Glomeromycota; Glomeromycetes; Paraglomerales; Paraglomeraceae.